CAGUUACAAAUACUGAGGACAGUGAGUGUGUAGGACAUAUUUCACUGUCUGCAGACUUGAAGAAGAUCGCCAUGAAGCCUCUGCUGUUAUUGUCACUGAGCCUCACAGCGGCUCUGGGAUUACCGUUGAAGCAAAGUCCUGUUGUCACAGAGGGAAAUCUGAGCCCCCUACUGGGGGACUCUGUUCCUGCACAGGGCCAUGUGGAGGUGGAGAAUCAUGCACCUCCACCUGUACUGACACCCAAGAAGGAGCAGAAACCACCAUCUCCACAAGACCAAAAACUAUCAGAGAAUAUGGUUGAACUUGAAGUCAAGGUAAAGCCAGAAAUCCAGAAGAAAAAGGAGCCGAAAGCAGCAGAGGAAGAGGAGGCUGGAAAGGAGCCGAAGGAGAAGCUGGAAGGAGGAAUAGUGGAACUGAAGCUUGAAGUGAAGCCUGAAGCUAAAGGGGCAGAAAAGCUUGAAAUUCAAGCAGGGACACUUGUGAUGAAAGAGGAGGAAGCGGAAAUAGAGUCAGCGAAGGAACCUGAGGUUGAAUCUGAGCCAGAUUUGAAGGUGGAUUUAGAGGUUAAGAUUGAUGAAGCAAGUCUCAUAGAGCCAGAGGAUGCGGUGAUGGAGGAAAAGUCUGAAGCAGCUGCAACAGAAGAGGAUCAACAAGAAGCUGAAACACAGUCUGAGGAUGAAGAUGACACAGAUUUUAAGGUGGAAUCAGAGACUAAGGUCGAACUGGAGUCUCAAGAGAAGGAAGAGCCUGAGGAAGAGUUGACGUCUGCUCAGGAGAGGUUUGAAGUUAACAUGAAUCUGGAUAAAGGAAGUGAGCUCAUGGAGACAGCAGAAAGGCACAUAGACAUGGAAAGACCACAAGAAGCUUUAGGUCAUCCAUUUAUGGAAUCACCGGAGGAUGAUGACAGACUUGAAGAUGAAGAUGAUGACACAGUUCCAUUUGAAGACCAGGAGGACGAGGAGCUCCUGAUGAAGAAAAGCAAUCAUUUAGAUGAACGACGAGUCUUAGAGAUGGAGCCUGAGGCCGUCUUGGGGGAGAAACUAGAUGUGCAUCAGCAGGUGCCCUUUCCAGAAAAUGUGCUCGCUGAAAAGAAGCCUUUUGAGAAGUCAGCACUGAAAGAUCCUCAGACUGAGAGGCGCUUUUGUGCUGCUGUUGCACCCGACUCCAAAUGUUAUCAGUUUUUCAAAGGACCAAAAACCUUUAAGGAUGCUGAGUAUUUUUGUCGGCAACAUUUCUCUGACGGACACCUGGCUUCCAUCACAAGCCAGUUCAUCAACCAAGAGGUGUCGAAGCUGAUCCUGGAGCAAAAUGGGUCAAAUGCACGCGUCUGGGUUGGAGGUUAUCGAUUGGAUAGGAACCACUUCAUCUGGAUGGAUGGAUCCAUGUGGAGCUACGCUGACUGGCUGGCUGGGGAGCCCAACAACACUUCCGGGGUGGAGGAUUGCUUGGAAGUGCUGGGAUACUUUGGAUCUGAACCUGGAAAGUUGAAUGAUUUCACCUGCUGGACCCCUCAGGCCUUCGUCUGCUCUUAUCCUCACCAUUGAGUCUGGAGGAUCAUUUUCAUUCUGAAUUUCUAACAAAUCUGUUCAUGCAUUUGUUUCAUUUUUACAUUUUUCAUUUUAAAUGAAUACAGUUGGAUAAGCAAAUGAGUUUUUUUUGUUUUUUUUUUUAUUACUUUUAAAGCUAGGGCAUCUUAUUAAUAAGUUAUUCUCUUAAAGGUUUUUGUCUCAAAUUUUUGUGUAUUUUUUCACAAUUCUUAGUUGGUCGUUUAUUGUCAUAUCUACCAAAUACGUUGUUAAAAAAUAUUUCAUUCAAAACUGAAUAUUAAUUAAAGUUGGGGGAAAAACUUACAUGACGCUGUUUUGGACUCUUCUUGGGGUUGUUUGAUUAGAAAUCCAGGUUUACUUUGUCUCUACUUCCUUCCAUUGUAAUUUGUAGGUUUUCAGGUAAAAAUGAAAAUGGAGUCAGCAAUUAAGCUGUUAAAUAGUAAUGUACUUAUAAACAACGAAAGCUUUUAAAUUAGUUUAUCCAGUGGUGGGCCAUCAGGUGUUAAUUAUAUUUUAUCCAUGCAUACACAUUAAAUCAUUCCAAAUGGUC
Oryzias latipes (Japanese medaka) is the source of this 2097-nucleotide messenger RNA. RefSeq lists its product as uncharacterized. Lineage: Eukaryota; Metazoa; Chordata; Actinopteri; Beloniformes; Adrianichthyidae. The record is from RefSeq and is a predicted model, not a curated record.